AUGCUAGCCCGCGCGCUGCUGCUCUGCGCCGCCCUGGCGCUCUGUGGUGCAGCAAAUCCUUGCUGUUCCAGUCCAUGCCAGAAUCGAGGUGUAUGUAUGAGCAUAGGAUUUGACCAGUAUAAAUGUGACUGUACCCGAACAGGAUUCUAUGGUGAAAACUGUACCACACCUGAAUUUCUGACAAGAAUAAAAUUAUUCCUGAAACCCACUCCAAACACAGUGCACUACAUACUUACGCACUUCAAGGGAGUCUGGAACAUUGUCAAUAACAUUCCCUUCCUGCAGAAUAUGAUUAUGAGAUAUGUGUUGAUAUCGAGAUCACAUCUGAUUGAGAGCCCGCCAACUUAUAAUGUGCACUACGGCUAUAAAAGCUGGGAAGCCUUUUCUAACCUGUCCUAUUACACCAGAGUUCUUCCUCCUGUGCCUGAUGACUGCCCAACACCCAUGGGUGUCAAAGGUGAGAAAGAGCUUCCUGAUUCAAAAGAAGUUGUGGAAAAAGUACUUCUAAGAAGAAAGUUCAUCCCUGAUCCCCAGGGCACAAAUAUGAUGUUUGCAUUCUUUGCCCAGCACUUCACCCAUCAAUUUUUCAAGACAGAUCAUAAGCGAGGACCAGCUUUCACCACGGGACAGAGCCAUGGGGUGGACUUAAAUCAUGUUUAUGGUGAAUCUUUGGAGAGACAGCAUAAACUGCGCCUUUUCAAGGAUGGAAAAAUGAAAUAUCAGAUAAUUGGUGGUGAAAUGUAUCCUCCCACAGUCAAAGAUACUCAGGUCAAGAUGAUCUACCCCCCUCAUGUUCCUGAACACCUGCGGUUUGCUGUGGGGCAGGAAGUCUUUGGUCUGGUGCCUGGUCUGAUGAUGUAUGCCACAAUUUGGCUGCGGGAACACAACAGAGUGUGUGAUGUGCUUAAACAUGAGCAUCCAGAAUGGGACGAUGAACAGUUGUUCCAGACGAGUAGGCUAAUACUGAUAGGAGAAACUAUUAAGAUUGUGAUUGAAGACUAUGUACAGCACCUGAGUGGCUAUCACUUCAAACUGAAGUUUGACCCAGAGCUGCUUUUUAACCAACAAUUCCAGUACCAAAACCGUAUUGCUGCUGAGUUUAACACACUCUACCACUGGCAUCCCCUUCUGCCUGACACCUUUCAGAUUGAUGGCCAGGACUACAAGUAUCAGCAAUUUGUCUAUAACAACUCCCUCUUAUUGGAACACGGCCUCACUCAGUUUGUUGAAUCAUUCACCAGGCAAAUUGCUGGCAGGGUUGCUGGUGGUAGGAAUCUUCCAGUUGCAGUAGAGAAAGUAUCAAAGGCUUCAAUUGACCACAGCAGAGAGAUGAAAUACCAGUCUUUUAAUGAGUACCGCAAACGCUUUCUGCUGAAGCCUUAUAAAUCAUUUGAAGAACUUACAGGAGAGAAGGAAAUGGCUGCGGAGUUAGAAGCGCUCUAUGGUGACAUUGAUGCCAUGGAGCUGUAUCCUGCUCUUCUGGUAGAAAAGCCUCGACCAGACGCCAUCUUUGGGGAGACCAUGGUAGAAGCUGGAGCACCAUUCUCCUUGAAAGGACUUAUGGGUAAUCCUAUAUGUUCUCCUGAGUACUGGAAGCCUAGCACUUUUGGUGGAGAAGUAGGUUUUAAAAUCAUCAACACUGCCUCAAUUCAGUCUCUCAUCUGCAAUAAUGUGAAAGGCUGUCCUUUUACCUCAUUCAGUGUUCAAGAUCCACAGCUCACCAAAACAGUCACCAUUAAUGCAAGCUCUUCCCACUCUGGACUAGACGAUAUCAACCCUACAGUACUACUAAAAGAACGUUCAACUGAACUGUAGAAGGUGAUUGAUAAUAUUUAUUUAUUUAUAUGAACUAUUUCUUUUAACUUAAUUAUUUAAUAUUUAUGUUCAACU
This is a messenger RNA of Lipotes vexillifer (Yangtze River dolphin), 1890 nucleotides long. RefSeq names its product prostaglandin-endoperoxide synthase 2 (gene PTGS2). The record is from RefSeq and is a predicted model, not a curated record. The transcript is spliced from 10 exons. Lineage: Eukaryota; Metazoa; Chordata; Mammalia; Artiodactyla; Lipotidae. Bases 1 to 1815 code for a protein of 604 amino acids. Gene Ontology annotation, molecular function: peroxidase activity; oxidoreductase activity, acting on single donors with incorporation of molecular oxygen, incorporation of two atoms of oxygen; prostaglandin-endoperoxide synthase activity. Gene Ontology annotation, cellular component: neuron projection; cytoplasm. Gene Ontology annotation, biological process: response to oxidative stress; cyclooxygenase pathway.